AUGGCUCCGAACGAGAAGAGCAAUAUCAAGCCAAGCCCGUAUCGAUGCAAGGUUGGAGGCGAAUGGAAAUCGCUCCAGUUCUUCUCCAAGAACCAGCAGCAACUUAUACAGAGACAGGCGUCUUUGCGUGGCGGUAUCGAUGCGGCGAAUCCAGGCAUGACAUGCAUAGAGCACUCUGUUGGUUUUCGUGGAGAAAUUCGCUGCGAGCUCUGUGGGUUGAUUAAAUCCAUUGACAUGUUCAGCAAAUCGAUGAGAAAGAGCGAAGAACCGGCUCACAUUUCGGCCUUGCCAUCACUAGGGGAUGGCGACGGUGCUGGUUCAGGUAGAAUUAACCCAGAAAGUGGUCGUAACCAGGCUCAGCCUAGUGGUCCCUCGUCUUCCCGUGGACCAUCAUCUGUAGUCUCGGCCCCGGUAUCAGUCGGCUCGUCUGGCACAAUGCCUCCUCCUCAUUUGGAAGCUAUUGUCGGCCAGCUGAUGCAGAACGAUGGUUUGAGAAAAUUAGGCAACCCUGACAAUCGCAGCCAGAAAAGCAUCUCCUCUAUUGGGCCUGUCUACAUCCAUGGCCGGCCAACUGAGAAUCAAAUUCCUUCAGUUGUUGGAUCUGAAGUGGGUUCUGAGAUGGAGGGAAGUGAUGCUGGGCAAACAACACCGUCAAGUUUACAUGGCCAGCUACCACCGCAUCUUCGAGGUAAAAUAGCCAACUUGGCAUCUCGUACUGCCUUGUUCCAAUAUGCGGUUCCUGCUGCAAGCUGGCAGGGCUCGGAUGCCAGCAUCGUUUCCACAGCAACGACCAUGCGGAACGAGCAGGACACUGGGCAUGCCAAAACGCGCGUUCCAUACAACGCCUGGGAUAAUGCCGGUAAGCUCCAUGAAGCCAUCAAGUCUCAUACUGCUUCGGAGGGCGACACGACAUCAACCGCAAGCAACCUCUCGGCUCAGGACCCAAUUGCAUCAGGGCAGUGGGAAAGUGUUCCAGCUACAAAGAAGGGCCGGCCCAAGUCAAGGAACAAAUGGCACACAGCCCCAAGGGUAAUUAGAACCCAGAUCAGUAUGGAAACCUUGUUUUAUUUCUCAUCAUACUGA
Messenger RNA from Metarhizium acridum CQMa 102, 1083 nucleotides. NCBI's taxonomy places the organism in Eukaryota, Fungi, Ascomycota, Sordariomycetes, Hypocreales, Clavicipitaceae. The record is from RefSeq and is a predicted model, not a curated record.